AUGGGGCUAUGUUUCAGCAAGAAGGACCCAAGACCAGAGCCCAACAACGGCUAUUCCUCAAACCAAAGGCCACGGCCUUAUGAAUCAAGCAAGCCAUCACCACCACCACCUCCAACCCAACAACAAGCUUAUCAGCAAUCUAACCAAGCUCAAACCGGCUCUCGAUAUGCUCCACAAUCUCAACCAAAGCCAACUCCAAAACCCCAACCUCUUUUUCAACCCGACACAAUCCUUGGCAAACCCUACUCAGAUGUCCGAUCUUUAUACACUCUAGGCAAGGAACUCGGCCGUGGCCAAUUUGGAGUUACAUACCUUUGCACAGAGAAUUCAACUGGCUUAGCCUAUGCUUGCAAGUCCAUUUCCAAAAGAAAGCUUCAUAAUAAAAACGAUAGAGAGGAUAUUCGUAGAGAGAUUCAGAUUAUGCAGCAUUUGACAGGGCAAGCUAAUAUUGUGGAAUUCAAAGGAGCUUAUGAGGACAAGCAAUCGGUGAACCUUGUGAUGGAGUUGUGUGCCGGUGGAGAGUUGUUUGAUAGGAUAAUUGCAAAGGGGCAUUAUACCGAGAAAGCUGCUGCUGGAAUUUGUCGGGCAAUUGUUAAUGUGGUGAAUAUUUGUCAUUUUAUGGGUGUGAUGCAUCGGGACCUUAAGCCGGAGAAUUUCUUGCUUGCUACAAAGGAUGAGGCGGCGAUGCUUAAAACUACAGAUUUUGGGCUUUCGGUUUUCAUUGAGGACGGAAAAGUGUACAGAGAUAUAGUUGGAAGUGCUUAUUAUGUUGCUCCUGAAGUUCUAAGACGCAGCUACGGAAAGGAAAUAGAUAUAUGGAGCGCUGGCGUUAUCAUAUACAUUCUUCUUAGUGGUGUACCUCCAUUCUGGGCUGAAACCGAGAAAGGAAUAUUUGAUGCUAUAUUGCAAGGUGACAUUGACUUUGAAAGUUCGCCAUGGCCAUCUAUAUCAGAUAGUGCUAAAGAUCUUAUCAGGAAGAUGCUGACCCAGGAUCCAAAGGGAAGAAUUACUGCAUCCCAGGUCCUUGAACAUCCAUGGAUUAAAGAAGGCGGUGCAUCUGAUAAACCUAUUGACAGCGCAGUGCUUUCCAGGAUGAAGCAAUUCAGAGCAAUGAACAAACUAAAGAAGAUGGCUCUCAAGGUUAUUGCGGAGAAUCUCUCUGAAGAAGAGAUCAAAGGGCUCAAACAGAUGUUUACCAAUAUGGACACUGAUAAGAGUGGUACCAUCACAUAUGAAGAGCUUAAAUCUGGUUUGGCUCGGCUUGGUUCCAAGCUCUCUGAGGCUGAAGUAAAGCAACUCAUGGAGGCUGCUGAUGUUGAUGGCAAUGGUUCUAUUGAUUACAUCGAGUUUAUUACUGCUACAAUGCAUAGGCACAGAUUGGAAAGAGAUGAGCAUUUAUUCAAAGCCUUUCAAUACUUUGAUAAGGAUAACAGCGGGUUUAUUACCAGGGACGAAUUGGAAAUGGCGAUGAAGGAGCAUGGAUUGGGGGAUGAUGCCACAAUCAAGGACAUAAUAUCUGAAGUUGACUCAGAUAAUGAUGGAAGGAUCAAUUAUGAGGAAUUCUGUGCUAUGAUGAGAAGUGGAGGACAGCAGCAAAUGAAGCUCAAGUAAUUCCUCACAAUAUGUUUGCAUUGUUCUUCUGUCUGAGGUCCAAACAACAAAAAGUUCAGGUCUAGUUUGCAUGAUUUCUGGAGUCCAAUGAUAUUUGUCAUGUGCAUAUUUUUUCCCCACAUUUUUUGCUUAGACAUUUUCUCGUGCUUGUGUAUGAUGACCUUGAUAAUGAUGCUCUUGCAAGUUUUCUAGUACAGUAAGAUAACACAAAGGAUGUGUUAUGUAGCAGGACAUGAAACAUGGCUUUAAACUUUAUGCCUUUGUGUUGGAUGGACAUCUGUGAGUGAGUUUGCAAAAUUUACCAUUUUGGUC
Messenger RNA from Asparagus officinalis (garden asparagus), 1923 nucleotides. Its product is annotated as calcium-dependent protein kinase 2-like. Gene Ontology annotation, biological process: protein autophosphorylation; intracellular signal transduction; peptidyl-serine phosphorylation. Gene Ontology annotation, cellular component: nucleus; cytoplasm. Lineage: Eukaryota; Viridiplantae; Streptophyta; Magnoliopsida; Asparagales; Asparagaceae. The coding region runs from base 1 to 1611 and encodes 536 amino acids. Gene Ontology annotation, molecular function: calcium/calmodulin-dependent protein kinase activity; calmodulin binding; calcium-dependent protein serine/threonine kinase activity. The transcript is spliced from 8 exons. The record is from RefSeq and is a predicted model, not a curated record.